Molecule: messenger RNA, 1960 nt
Organism: Zea mays
Lineage: Eukaryota; Viridiplantae; Streptophyta; Magnoliopsida; Poales; Poaceae
Product: probable mannose-1-phosphate guanylyltransferase 3
Exons: 6
Coding region: 602-1687 (361 amino acids)
Biological process (GO): GDP-mannose biosynthetic process
Molecular function (GO): GTP binding; mannose-1-phosphate guanylyltransferase (GTP) activity
Source: RefSeq, a predicted model, not a curated record
CGCAGAAAACACGCUAGUACUGUACUAUUCCCGAUGGCGCGAAGCCGGCGAUGUCGCCUCGACGGCCCAGGUCUCGGUAGUAAACCACGCAAGAGAAAAUAAAAUGACAGAGAGUUGUAUGUUGUAGACGGGCGAGUGCGACGAGCGGAGAACGUAAUGCCAGCGCUACACCGCUGACGUGUCCGCCCCGGCUCCGGGUGAAGGUCAAAAGGGGCAAAGGGCGGGGGGAAACCGUGGGCCCUAUAUAGCGGGCCUUCUCGCUGGAGCUAGGAGAAAUCGCCAAGCCAAGCCAAGCCAGAAGCGGCAGCCUCGCGCAGCGGUCUGGUCUCUCUGGUGGGUGCCCCUCUUCGCCGGUGGCCGGAAAGGGUAGUGGAGUGGGACCGCUCAAGGAGAGGCCGGCGUCCCCAAGUCUCACUUCCGCCGUCCGCUUCCCCCCUGUUGGUCCCGAUUUUGUUUAGCCUUCCUAGGCGCGUGAGAUCAAAAAUCCAUCGGUUCCGGUUGCCGCCAUAGGGUUCGGCACUCGGGGCGCGCGGGGGGAGCUUUAUUUGUACCGAACUAAUUCGAAGGGGAUCGAGGGAGGAAGGAAAGGAGGUGCUUCACAAUGAAGGCCCUCAUUCUUGUCGGGGGUUUCGGAACCCGCCUUCGGCCUUUGACUCUGAGCUUCCCGAAACCCCUCGUGGAUUUUGCAAACAAGCCCAUGAUUCUGCACCAGAUCGAAGCUUUGAAAGAAGUUGGGGUCACAGAGGUGGUUUUGGCUAUCAACUACCGCCCAGAGGUAAUGAUUAAUUUCUUGAAGGACUUUGAGGAUAAGCUUGGCAUCACAAUUACAUGCUCCCAAGAGACUGAGCCCUUAGGAACCGCUGGCCCUCUUGCUCUAGCAAGGGACAAGCUUGCGGAUGGAUCUGGCCAGCCAUUCUUUGUCCUCAACAGUGAUGUCAUAAGCGAAUACCCAUUUGCUGAACUCAUCAAAUUUCACAAGUGUCAUGGUGGUGAGGCAACAAUUAUGGUCACUAAGGUGGAUGAACCAUCAAAAUACGGUGUUGUGGUUAUGGAGGAGGCAACUGGCAGGGUGGAAAGGUUUGUUGAGAAGCCAAAAAUAUUUGUGGGUAACAAGAUCAAUGCUGGGAUUUACUUACUGAACCCAUCUGUCCUUGACCGCAUUGAGCUGAGGCCAACAUCAAUUGAGAAAGAGGUCUUCCCUCAAAUUGCAGCUGAUCAACAGCUCUAUGCAAUGGUCCUUCCAGGUUUUUGGAUGGAUGUUGGUCAGCCUAGGGACUACAUUACUGGCUUGCGUCUUUAUCUAGACUCGAUUAGGAAGAAAUCAGCUGCCAAGCUAGCUACUGGAGCACAUGUUGUUGGCAAUGUGCUGGUGCAUGAGAGCGCCAAGAUUGGAGAAGGUUGUCUGAUUGGUCCUGAUGUCGCCAUUGGACCUGGGUGUGUUGUGGAGGACGGCGUGAGGCUUUCCCGCUGCACUGUCAUGCGCGGCGUGCGUAUCAAGAAGCAUGCUUGCAUCUCAAACAGCAUUAUCGGUUGGCACUCAACUGUUGGUCAAUGGGCACGGAUAGAGAAUAUGACUAUCCUGGGGGAGGAUGUUCAUGUGUGUGAUGAGGUGUACAGCAAUGGCGGUGUUGUUCUCCCACAUAAAGAGAUCAAGUCAAGCAUUCUGAAGCCUGAGAUCGUCAUGUGAGCUCUCCAGUUUUAGCUACAGUACAUUCUUAACUUCUUUGACGAAGGGAGGAUUGCAGAUCCCCUUUUAUAAACGAUAUUGCUUGGUAUCUUCGAUCUAAUGCAAACAGCUUCAUACUUGGUCUCUUGUUAAACUAUUGACAAUGUAUCUUGUUUUUUGUUGAAAAGUUUAGUACUUGAGUGUCAAUCAUACGUAUUCGCUUGCUAAAAACUAUUGACAAUGUAUCUUGUUCUUUGUUGAAAAGUUUAGUACUUGAGUGUCAAUCAUAUUUCA